Fusarium fujikuroi IMI 58289 is the source of this 1389-nucleotide messenger RNA. Its product is annotated as probable acyl-CoA dehydrogenase. The record is from RefSeq and is a predicted model, not a curated record. Gene Ontology annotation, molecular function: flavin adenine dinucleotide binding; oxidoreductase activity, acting on the CH-CH group of donors. The transcript is spliced from 4 exons. Bases 1 to 1389 code for a protein of 462 amino acids. Lineage: Eukaryota; Fungi; Ascomycota; Sordariomycetes; Hypocreales; Nectriaceae.
AUGGCACCGCAGAUUCCGCUGGCAGAGCCGUCUUGGCUUCGCGACCUUCCUUCCCCCUUCUACAAAGAAUCUCACUUUCGAUUCCAGCGCGCAUGCCGUGCCUUCAUAUCAGAGAACCUCCACAAACAUGCAAUAGAGUGGGAGAGAAACGGCGACGUACCCGAGGACUUAUUUGCCACCUUUGUCAAAGGGAACUUUGUACUCCCUGCUCUCCCUGCUCCUCUGCCGGUUAAAUGGCUGAGGCAACUGGGUAUCAAUGAGAUGCCUGGCGGCGUUGCACUUGAAGAAUGGGAUACUCUUCACUGUAUGAUUUACUCGGAUGAGAUGAAUCGCUCCGGAUUGUCUGGGCCUAGCGGUUCAAUCUCUGCCGGCAUGGCCUACGGCGUGCCGCCUCUGAUACAUUAUGCGGAUAAGCAGUUGCAAGAGAGACUCCUCCCAGAUCUCCUGCUCGGCAAGAUACGAUCAUGCAUCGCAGUCACUGAACCCGACGCAGGUUCUGACGUUGCGAACAUUACUACAACCGCCAAGCUGAGUGAGUGCGGUAAAUACUAUAUUGUCGAUGGAUCCAAGAAAUGGAUCACCAACGGCAUAUGGGCUGACUAUGCCACUAUGGCUGUUCGUACUGGAUCACAAGGCUCUGGAGCUAAGGGAAUAUCCUUGAUGGCCGUCCCUUUGGCCAACACAGAAGGCGUGACUCGCCGGAGAAUGAAGGUCGGCGGCGGUGUCACCUCUGGUACCACGUAUAUCGAGCUGGACGAGGUCAAGGUCCCACGUGAGAACCUCAUCGGCGAAGAGGGCCAAGGGAUGCAGUAUAUCAUGCGCAACUUCAACCAUGAACGCAUGUUCUUCGGUGUCGGCAUCACGAGACAGGCAAGAGUUGCUCUGAGCACGGCCUUUGAGUACUGCCUCAUGAGAGAGGCUUUCGGAAAGCCUUUGACCGGCCAGCCCGUAGUCCGCCAUAGGCUUGCCAAAUGCGCAGCGAUGUUGGAAUCUCACACGGCAUGGCUUGAGUUGCUCGUGUACCAGCUAUCACACAUGGACAAGGCCGAAGCUGAUCGACAACUCGGGGGGUUCCUUGCUCUGAGCAAAGCCAACGCGGGUAUGGUCUUGGAUGAGUGCGCCCGAUGCGCAGUACUGCUCUUUGGCGGCAAGGGCUAUACGCGGACUGGACAGGGAGAAAUUGUUGAGAGUACGUCAUUACUACCUAACCUACUUGAUCUCGAGACUAAUAUGCGCUAUUUAACAGCAAUCUACCGCGAAGUUCCUGGAGCGAGAAUCCCUGGAGGAAGCGAGGAUGUGUUGCUGGACCUGGCUGUACGCCAAUUAAUUGCCAAUUUUCAAGCGGAGACUAGAGCUCUGAAGGCCAAGGGGAAGAAAGCUAACCUGUGA